This is a messenger RNA of Fusarium poae, 378 nucleotides long. RefSeq lists its product as uncharacterized. The transcript has 3 exons. Gene Ontology annotation, cellular component: intracellular anatomical structure. Bases 1 to 378 code for a protein of 125 amino acids. Lineage: Eukaryota; Fungi; Ascomycota; Sordariomycetes; Hypocreales; Nectriaceae. Gene Ontology annotation, molecular function: oxidoreductase activity, acting on NAD(P)H, oxygen as acceptor. The record is from RefSeq and is a predicted model, not a curated record.
AUGGAACGUCAGGUACCUGGUAGCAUUGUCGUUAUUGGAAGCAUGUCCGGUGCCAUUGUCAAUGUACCACAGCCACAAGCUCCAUAUAACGCGGCCAAGGCAGCUGUCCGUCACCUGGCUGCCUCCCUCGCAGUAGAGUGGGCUCACGCUGGGAUCCGAGUCAACUGUAUCUCUCCUGGCUACAUGUUGACUGCUUUAACACAGAAGAUCCUGAACGACAACCCAGAUCUCGAGAGAACCUGGACAUCUCUCAUCCCUCAGGGACGUAUGGGACUACCUCAAGAUCUGAUGGGUCCUGUCACCUUUUUGCUGUCGGAUGCGUCUUCUUACAUGACCGGAGCAGAUCUUAGAGUAGAUGGAGGAUAUACUGUGACCUAG